Messenger RNA from Quercus robur (English oak), 1995 nucleotides. RefSeq names its product 4-diphosphocytidyl-2-C-methyl-D-erythritol kinase, chloroplastic. The record is from RefSeq and is a predicted model, not a curated record. Gene Ontology annotation, molecular function: 4-(cytidine 5'-diphospho)-2-C-methyl-D-erythritol kinase activity; ATP binding. The transcript has 12 exons. Gene Ontology annotation, cellular component: chloroplast. Gene Ontology annotation, biological process: terpenoid biosynthetic process. Lineage: Eukaryota; Viridiplantae; Streptophyta; Magnoliopsida; Fagales; Fagaceae. Bases 213 to 1409 code for a protein of 398 amino acids.
CCAACCACCAUGUGAUGUGAGAGUGAAGAGGACAAGGAUGAAGAACAGAAAGAUGAGUGUAAACUAAAGAGAUUGAUACCUUAUUUAUUCCUUCCCUGUUCAAAUUUCGGUCUUUAAAAAAGUCAAAAAAAAUAUGUACUGAUUACUUGAGCUCUUAAAUGCACAACUCCAACUAGAGAGGCCUUACUUACCCUCACAGCCCAGUCCCAUCCAUGGCUUCCUCUCAUUUCCUCUGUAGUCACCAUGUCUUCCUCCCUUCUUACAAUUCCUUCAAGAAGAGCCAGAGCCAUCUCUCUUUAUUUAAGCCAAAUGGGUCAUCUUCUUUUCACUCUAACUCACAGUUCAAAAGGAUCAGAGCCAUGGCUUCUGAUUCAAACACUCCCACAAGAAGACAAGUAGAGGUAGUAUAUAAUCCUGAAGAAAGGAUAAACAAGUUAGCAGAUGAAGUGGACAAGGAGGCACCCCUUUCAAGGUUGACUCUCUUCUCACCUUGCAAGGUUAAUGUUUUCCUAAGAAUAACCAACAGGAGGGAAGAUGGUUUUCAUGAUUUGGCAUCUCUUUUUCAUGUUAUAAGUCUAGGAGAUAUACUGAAGUUCUCUUUGUCACCAUCUAAAACUAAGGAUAGUUUGUCAACUAAUGUGUCUGGAGUUCCCCUUGAUGAUAGAAAUUUGAUUAUUAAGGCCCUUAACCUUUACAGGAAGAAGACUGGCAGUGAAAAAUUCUUUUGGAUUCAUCUUGACAAAAAGGUGCCAACUGGGGCAGGGCUUGGUGGUGGAAGCAGCAAUGCUGCAACUGCACUGUGGGCAGCUAAUCAGUUUAAUGGUUGUCUUGCUACUGAGAAGGAACUCCAAGAAUGGUCCAGUGAGAUUGGUUCUGAUGUUCCCUUCUUUUUUUCUCAAGGAGCAGCAUAUUGUACUGGUCGAGGCGAGGUUGUUCAGAAUAUUCCCCCACCAGUACCUCUUGACAUUCCAAUGGUUCUCAUAAAGCCCCAGCAGGCAUGUUCCACGGCUGAAGUUUACAAGUGCCUUCGGUUGGAUCAAACUAGCAAGGUUGAUCCUUUAACAUUGCUGGAGAAGAUCUCAACAAACGGAAUAUCUCAAGAUGUUUGUAUAAAUGAUUUGGAACCUCCCGCAUUUGAAGUUCUCCCAUCUCUUAGAAGAUUAAAACAGCGUGUGAAUGCAGCUAGUCGUGGACAAUAUGAUGCUGUUUUUAUGUCUGGGAGUGGAAGCACCAUUGUUGGAAUUGGUUCCCCAGAUCCUCCACAAUUUGUAUAUGAUGAUGAAGAAUAUCAUGAUGUGUUUUUGUCAGAGGCAAACUUUCUCACUCGUGAAGUAAAUCAAUGGUACAGAGAACCUGCAUCAACAAGUGCUAGUACCUCACCCUCCAAUUUUUCCCAGUCGAUUGAGUAAACAACCUUUUUUAAUUUGCUCUCCACUCAAAAGGCACCUAAGGCUGACAAUUUCUCUGAACUCCACAAAAAUUCCACAAAUGCUUCCAGGUCGAGUGGCAUGGAUGAUGGAACAGAUGAUGAGAGACCGUUGUUGAAAUAGGGACACAAGAAGGUGAAAGAGCAGACUCCAGAGGUGCUUUUAUUUCUGAGCUGAUUCUAGUUCGUCAAAGUUCAAGUGGGCAUGUACCAAGACUGGCAAUGUAAUUGCUGCAUACAGGGGUAUGUGGCAUCAAAAAGAAAAAGGCUUGUGCUCAGGGAUCAUGCGUAAUGCACAUGAUCAGGUGAACCUUAGAGCUUAGAUACUUGUCCCUUUCUUUUUGCUGCCACAUACCCCUGUAUGACUGUAUGUGGCAAUUGCUGCUUACUCCCUAACCAAUAUUAGUAUUAGUGAGGAUGUGUACUUGGGAUGUUCAACAUCAUUUCAGUUUUUUUUGUUUGAUAGGACCAUCCGUUCAGUUUUUUAUCCAUUAAUCGGGAAUCGUGCGUAAGCCUCCAUUUAAGGUUUUAUUAUGGCUAUAAGAGAGAUUUAACGUCAGUUCUAGAUA